AUGCUAGGCGCAAGGGAAGGGGUGUCAAGCAUGAGAGUCAUAGAGAGCAAGGGUUACCCUUAUGGCGAUAAUGUGAAGUGUGUGAACUCCAAGGGUGUCUCAGUUGGUAGGGAUGGUCAUGGGCCUAAUUUUAAGGAUGCUAUAAUUGAUGCCGCCGCUGAUGACCUAUUCAAUAAAGUUCAUGGAAUGUCAACAUUCCAAUACGCUGAUAAAUAUCCAGCACAGAACCACAUUUUCAACAAGGCAGUGAACGGUAUAAGCACCAUGGACAUGAAAGCCAUUUUACAAGAGUAUACAGGAUUUGAAGGAAUAUCAACACUGGUUAAUGUAGGUGGAGGAAUCGGAGAAAUGCUACAUAUGAUAAUCUCUAAGUACCCUUCAAUAAAGGGCAUUAAUUUUGAUUUGCCCCACGUUGUUGAAAAGGCACCAACAUAUCCAGGCAUAGAACAUGUUGGAGGAGACAUGUACGUAAGUGUACCCCAGGGUGAUGCCAUAAUUCUAAAGGCUGUGCUGCACAAUUGGUCGGAUGAAGACUGCUUAAGGCUCUUGAGAAAUUGUCACAAGGCACUGCCACAAAAUGGAAAGGUGAUUGUUGUGGACCUAAUAGUGCCAGAAGCAUCAGAUUCUGAUGAAUCAAAGAUUGUUUCUAUCAUCGACAAUCUCAUGUUUGUCAUUGGUGGUAAGGAGAGAACAACUAAUGAAUUUGAGGCUUUAUCCAAGCUUUCGGGAUUUCCAGGAUUUGAAGUUGUUUCUAGAGCAUUUGGUGCCUUGGGAGUCAUGGAAUUUCACAAAUAAGGGCAAUUUAAAAUUAUCUUUUAUUUCGUAUCACUUAAAUUCAAACAAAACAUAGGUCCUUUAGAAGAAGUAUGUUCCACUCUUAGCAAUGUUUGGUUGUACAAUGCUAAUGCCUAGGAUAUAUAUGGGCAUAAAUAACUAGGCUUCAAGUAUGAGCCGAAUUUUAAUUAUUUUUCUUCUUGAUAUGUAGGUCGAAAGAUAUUACUACAUCCCUCUAUAGCUAUUAUCGUCCAAUGUAAUGAUGGUUAAAAUUAAAUAAAAGUUGCUUAU
Cajanus cajan (pigeon pea) is the source of this 1065-nucleotide messenger RNA. The record is from RefSeq and is a predicted model, not a curated record. NCBI's taxonomy places the organism in Eukaryota, Viridiplantae, Streptophyta, Magnoliopsida, Fabales, Fabaceae.